Molecule: messenger RNA, 1377 nt
Organism: Adineta ricciae
Lineage: Eukaryota; Metazoa; Rotifera; Eurotatoria; Adinetida; Adinetidae
Source: the annotation of a GenBank genome assembly
AUGAAUAUUAUCGUUAACCAUUUUCCAUUCAUUGUCAAGUUUAUAGGAGCACAUUUCAUUUCCAUACAGAUGAGCAGUUUACUUCGAUUGCAUUAUAACCAUUCGUUCAAAAUGUCGGCAGAAAUCUUACCGUCGGAUAACUCUUCUAAGAAGCGUCGAAUCAUGAUCAUUACUGGUGAUGAAAGUAUUAUUGAACAAAUCCAAAACAGUAAUAAUCCAGCAUUAAUCCAAUCGAUCAUCAUUGAAUCCAAGGACCUUUUCAGCGAAGACGCAGAAUCUUCUUAUUCAGUGGUUAGGACUGAGGCACAACCAUCGACGCAGAAGAAGACAAAACAAGGCACAUUGACUUGCGUUGUCUGUGGUGCUUCAGCGCUCGGAUACAAUUUUGAUGCAAUUACAUGUGAAAGUUGCAAAGCAUUUUUUCGCCGUAAUGCACUGAAAAGUCUCAAAACAUUUCACUGUCGUCGUCAAGUGUCUCAGCAAUGGCAUGAAACGCGAUCGUUUAUUAAUGAGGAAAAAGUUGUGAAGCGUCGUAAAAUGGAAGAAAAGCGUUCAUCGCCAGAACAGAGUCCUCUCAUUAUUGAGGACAAAUCUCCCUCGAUAUUAUCGAUUCAUUCUGAUCUUGAGUUACCUACAUUAGAGAAUAUAAAUCUCAAUCGUCUCACUGAUUUCAGCGAUCUGUUACCACAAACGCCAAACAUGUUGAUGACUAUAGAAGAUUUACAACGCGUCGAAACCAUACAAAAUUCGUACGAGAAGCGCAUCGAACUUGCUGCUCGCGACGGUCUGCCAUGGAAUCCGUCCGAACAUGCGACGACAUUUUUACAACAGUUAAACUCUCGUUCAGUACCAGCAAUGCGUCUUUUAACAUUCUUUCGACAAAUACCGGAGUUUAAUGAACUGAAUGUCGAUGAUAAAGUGACUUUGAUCAAAUACAAUCUCAUGCCAUUAAUUCUACUCAACAACCCAAAAGCUUUUCACAGGAUGCACGGUACGGAAGUCUUUCUUCAAGUCAAGAAGAUCUUCACUACAUUUUUACAAAUUGCACAAUGCGACCAACGUAUAAUUCAACUAACACUGAUUGUUUUGCUGUUAACGAAAGGUUUCUGUAUGUAUACUGGCACUGAUGAACCCGUUCUCAACGAUGGCAUGGCUGUUUUUCGUGCCCAGAACUACUACACAGAACUACUAUGGAAAUAUAUGGAGACAACUCAUGGCACCGAAAAGUCUAUUCGAAUGUUCAAUGAUUUAAUCGUUCAUUUUCAAGUUUGGCAAAGAGUCGAAGGGCAAAUUCGAAAUAACGCACGGAAAUUAUUAGGACCAAAUGAGACAAAUGAAAUUCUACCUAUCAUGAAAUCCUUAUUGCACAUACCCUAG